CUUUCUUGUCAGUGUCACUGUCAAGAAUUGAAAAAGAAAACAACACAACACGAUUUUCGGUAUUUUUAUGUGGAUUGCUGACGUGUUUAAUUAAAGUCUUAAUAUAAAACGAGAUUUGUGUUACCUACUUUACCACUAAAUAACGAUUAAACAGUUUCAUUAUGAGGAAGCUCAAAGGAACAGUUAAAGAAACAGCGCGGCAAAAACGCGAAAGAAAACAGGAGUUCGCCAAAAUGCGACAACAAAUACACACCAUCGUACUACCAACCUUCGCAGUUAUUUUUCUCUUGAUAUGCAUCUAUGUAUACUUCAAGACGAGACCUUCCAGCAUGCAAUAUGCAUAACGGAUGCAUGUUAAUUAUUAGGGUGUGUAAAUA
Molecule: messenger RNA, 377 nt
Organism: Maniola jurtina (meadow brown)
Lineage: Eukaryota; Metazoa; Arthropoda; Insecta; Lepidoptera; Nymphalidae
Product: single-pass membrane and coiled-coil domain-containing protein 4
Exons: 2
Coding region: 162-344 (60 amino acids)
Source: RefSeq, a predicted model, not a curated record